UUGCCGCAGAAAUUGCGGACACUGGCGCUGCUCGCUCGCAUUCUGAGCUCUUCCCUGAUUCGGGAAAUUGGCGCAGCUUGCCAUGGCGAGCAUGGCAAGUUCUCGGGCCGGCUGUCGUUGGACCAGCCCGGCAGUGGCUCCAGCACGAGAUUCUGUUGUCGCUGCCCAAUCCCGUCGAUUCUCGCUCUUUUCUUCGACGUCAGGUGCUGGAGUCUUCGGUGUCCCCUGCCGCACGAGUAAAAAGCUUGUCCGGGCCAAGCUCUUGGUUGCGAGAGAGCAAAUUUUUCCUCAUUCGAACGGAUUCUCGUCGAGUCUCGCUCGAUGUGCUCUGAUUGACAAUUCACAACCAAACGCAGCGGGAGGAAGUGAAGUUUGUCAUGAAUUACCGACUGCCAUUUGGGAGAGGACUGGAAUUGUGUUUGGAAAAAUAAAGCAGUUUGCUGCUAUUGUACUUGUCGCGUCGUCCUUUCAGUUAUUCUGCAAUGAAUUCGUGUUGGCGCUAGAGUUUGGCACCAACAAUUCGGAGCAGGGAACAGUGAAUGCUGCAAGCACGAAUGUCUCGAGCGGCGAGUUUUCACAACAAUUUGGAGCUCCCCUGAGCGUAGACAUAAAUUCUUCCACUGAAGUAACAUCACUUCCCAGCGAUGUUACAACCGAUUCAAGUUCUCAGGUGAGGUCUGUCUCUUCAUCACUGGAUACCGGAGAAGGAUUACCUUCCUCGCAACCAAGUGCAGAAAUUGGAAGGCCAGCUGAACUCAGCAAUCCGGAAUGCUCCACUAGUUCAAUGGCUGUUCUUGAAGAGGAAGCUGGCAGGAGCUCCGAACCGGUUACAAACGAGUCUGUAGUGGAGGAAGCGUGGGAGGUUGUGAAUGAGAAUUUCUUGGAUGCACGUCGGCACUCGUGGUCCGCGGAGGACUGGCUGAGGCAAAAGGAGGACGUUCUGAAAAGGCCCAUUCGAAGUAGAAUGGCAGCUUAUGGAGCUAUCAGGAGCAUGCUGGCAACUUUGAACGAUCCAUACACUCGCUUUUUGACACCUGAUCAGUUCUUACAGCUGUCGAAAUAUGACGUGACUGGAGUGGGACUCAAUAUUGGCGAGAUUGAGGUCAAUGGAACCACUAGCCUCCGGGUUCUUGGAAUUGUCCUCGGCAGUCCUGCUCAAACGAUGGGUGUGAGACAGGGUGACGAGCUGAUUGCUGUAAAUGGGACUGCAGUUCGCGGGAUGAGUGCGUUUGAAGCGGCUUCUCUUAUACAAGGCCCAAAGGGUACUCCCGUCACAAUCCAGAUCAGGCAUGGGCCGUGUGAGGAGGUGCAAAACCUUACAGUACCGAGGGAGCAGGAUGUCCGGACACCAGUGUUCUAUCGCUUAGAGCGGACACAAAAUCCUCGUCAGCUUAUGGGAUACAUCCGUUUGAAGGAGUUCAAUGCUUUAGCAAAAAGAGAUCUUGUCACUGCUAUGAAGAGAUUACAGGAUGCUGGUGCCACAUCGUUUCUACUUGAUCUACAAGACAAUCCCGGUGGACUGGUUCAGGCAGGGAUAGAGAUCGCAAGGCUAUUUCUCGAUGGAGGUGAAACGGUGAUACAGACAGUAGGGAGGGAUCCGACAAUUUUUAAAAAUAUCAUGGCUUCAGGUGUGGCGUUGACCAAAGCCCCCCUGAUGGUUCUCGUUAACGACCGUACAGCCAGUGCGAGUGAAAUUGUAGCUGCGGCUCUGCAUGAUAACUGCCGAGCUGUUUUAGUAGGAAAUCGAACAUUUGGGAAGGGUUUGAUUCAGUCCGUAUAUGAGUUGAGUGAUGGAUCGGGAAUAAUUCUUACUGUUGGGAAGUAUGUAACACCUGGCCAUAUCGACAUAGAUGGGAACGGGAUAGAGCCAGACUUCCGGAAUCCCCCAGGUCUGUCCGAAGCAAUGGAAAAGCUGGGGGCUUGUGAACUGAAGCUGAAAAGCGUGUCGUCUAUCUCAACCCAGACAUCCUAGACGAGGUUCAUGUACCAUUGUAGUUUAUUGAGACUUAACCCGUCGCAAGAACGUCACGAGGUCACCAGUAUUAGAAUUGCAGCUGCAUACUUGAACAGUAUACUGGCGAUUUAGAAAGGCGAACCAGAUAUUCUUUGGAGAUAGAGAGUUCGUUUGUGUAAUUGUAGUGUUUCAGAGAAAAUUAUUCUGGCAUUGUGUAAGCCAACGUACAUGACUUAUAAGCUGAAUAAAACCAUGAGUAGAACGUGUUUGGUUUUCGGAGUUUGUUACGUGGGUACUUGCACAACUUGAGGGUUCCUAGAGUGUUCUUAACUGGCUACAGACAGUGCCCUUUUGCUGUUUAGAGCUUGAUAAAACAAGCCCGUAUACUGGAACAGGUAAUCAAUAUUAACUCCAAAUUUUUGUUUA
Molecule: messenger RNA, 2380 nt
Organism: Marchantia polymorpha subsp. ruderalis
Lineage: Eukaryota; Viridiplantae; Streptophyta; Marchantiopsida; Marchantiales; Marchantiaceae
Source: the annotation of a GenBank genome assembly